Messenger RNA from Aureobasidium subglaciale EXF-2481, 862 nucleotides. RefSeq lists its product as uncharacterized. The record is from RefSeq and is a predicted model, not a curated record. The transcript has a single exon. Bases 180 to 647 code for a protein of 155 amino acids. NCBI's taxonomy places the organism in Eukaryota, Fungi, Ascomycota, Dothideomycetes, Dothideales, Saccotheciaceae.
UUAGACCUACGCAACACCACCACACCAAUCUACCUCCUGCGGCGAAAGGACAGAAAACGCGUGAGAUAUAGAAACUCGCACAUAUCCAUACUAUGCAGCUAGAGUGACCAGCAAGGUAGACCACAAGAUCCAGAUCAGCACCGCAUAGUCACCAGUCUAACCACUAUACACCCAACUACAUGCCACGCGACAAAAAAAAAAAAGCCUCUACUACACACUUCCACAAAAGCUCCGCAAGCACCUCUACCCACCUCUAUCCACUAUACCAACCCUUACCAACCCUUACCAAAGCCUCUGCCCACUCGCCACUCAUACCACAGAGGAAAACACUCGUGCUUAGGUGGAAGGGAAAAAAAAAGAUCGUCCCUUUCCACGUUUUACACCCGUUCCAUUAUAUUGUCAAUCCUUGCACCCGUCUGUCUCUGAAAAUCCCAAACUCCCUCUCAUCCCAGACUCCCUUCUCAGCCGCCAUGCUCCAUAUGCGAAAAAUAGAAAGAAAAAUCGUACCCGUAGAUCCCUCUCUCUCUCUCUCCCUCUCUUUGCACAAAACGAUCGCCCGGUUCCCGAGAAAUGUCCAUGCGCGCCUCACCUUUUACUUCUACACAACAGAGAAAAGGCUCCAGAGUAGAGAAUUGUGCACAUGUUGAUUUUUCGCAAUUGUCCUUUUCUCCGACGGCGGAAAAGGAAAGUAUAUAUGGUAGGAAUAGAGAUAGAAAAGAGUAGAACAAAAGGUCUUCAAUGCCCCUUCGACUCGUCAGUCCAGAGGAGUCCUGGAAAAAAACGCCCAUCCACUGGUAUUUCCUGUUCCUCCAUUGUGAGAAAAGAAGAGAUAGAAGAAACAAGAAAGGUUGCAAGCCUGGCU